Molecule: messenger RNA, 1694 nt
Organism: Eupeodes corollae
Lineage: Eukaryota; Metazoa; Arthropoda; Insecta; Diptera; Syrphidae
Product: dynein regulatory complex subunit 5
Exons: 6
Coding region: 24-1325 (433 amino acids)
Biological process (GO): nucleocytoplasmic transport; activation of GTPase activity
Cellular component (GO): perinuclear region of cytoplasm; nucleus; cytosol
Molecular function (GO): small GTPase binding; GTPase activator activity
Source: RefSeq, a predicted model, not a curated record
AGAAAGAAGUAUAUUGUUAAAAAAUGAAUUUUGACAAUAUUUACUUGCCAUGUUCAUUGGACAUUAAUGUCUAUAAAGCAUACUUCACUUCGGAUAGUCAGAAUUCUAAAAACUCACCAGCAUCACUGAAAGCAAAACCAUCAUUGGAAACCGAUAGCAAAAUUCUUGAGCCAAAAACACUUCGUCUUCUAGCAUUAGAUAAGAUUGUUGACAAUUGGAUUGAAAUGCCAAUUUUUAAUGAAAUAACAAAACAAGUCGACCGAAAUUAUGUUGUGGACAAUUUGCCUAUGAAUAUUCCUCUGAAAAUAUCAAGCGUUCACAUAAAGGAUGACUUUUUUUGGCGGAAAUGCUAUCAGCAUCGUUGGAAGACUCUUCCAAUUGAUGUAGGAAAUCGAAGUUGGAUCGAUGUGUACAUGGAAAAACACUUACAGGAAUAUCUAGAGAAUGUUAACAUCAGUGAUUACGAUCAAGAGAGUGUGCAAACAAUUUUGGACAUAAGUGCUGGCUACAUCAAAAGGCUUGAAAUUGAUUUUCUUCAGCCGUCAAUGGGUGAAAUUAAUGAUCAUAUUCCACUAGAUAUCAUUCUGAGUAACCUACCCGACCUGCGAUCUCUUCGAGUAACUUAUUGUACAAAAACAAUUGAAACAAACUUUUAUCUUGGUUGCUCGUCAUUUUCUCGAAAUGAUAUUACUACAUUUGCACUUGGAUUAAGCAAUUGUUCUGAACUUCAGGAGUUUUGGCUUCAUAGUGUAAAACUUGCACCCUAUCAGCUUGCCUUAAUAUCUAAAUCUCUCGAUAAAGGAUGUCAGAAUUUAAAAAAAUUGGCAGUAACACAUUGUGCGAUGCACGAUGAUGGAUUGCAACAAUUUUUAGAUGGAUGCACAGCAGAAUCUUUUCCAAACUUAAAUAUUUUAGAUUUAACCAAUAAUUUGAUUUCACCUGAGGGAGCAUUUACUUUAAGUCAAGCACUCAAAGGAAGACAUUUGGAACAAUUAAUUCUUAGAUUAAAUCCAAUAGAAAGCGAUGGAGCAGCUGCUAUUUUAUCAGUAGUCCAACAUUUACCACUUAAAGAUCUCGAUAUAAGUGGAUGCUCAAUGACAAAUACGGUAACGAAAAUCCUGAUGCAAUUAAUUGUACAAAAUGCAACCAUUUUGAAUUUGGAUAUUUCAAAUAAUAUCCUAAAAGAGAGUUCUGGACAGAAAAUUUGUAAAAUUAUAGGCUUCAAUAAAAUACUGCGCAAAUUAGAUCUACGGAAUACUGGUGUAACACUUGAUACAAAAAAUAAAAUCAUGGAGGUCUUAAAGCUUAAUAAAUAUUCAUCAUAACUCAAAAGGCGUUUUUUUUCCUUUGCAUCAUCUUGCGUCAGUAAAUAAAAAUUACAAUAGACCCCCACGCCAACGUCAAAACAAAUUUCGUCAAAGUCAUGUCGGUUGGCUAAAAACGCAGUAAUCCCAACAUAAUCCAUAGUAAAUUUACCUCUUAAUACCUAGAUAUUUAUUUAUCUUUGAGAUACACACACCUUUUUUUCUGUCUUGAAACCAUUCUAUGAUAUUGGUUUUUCCUGCUUAAUAUAUCUAUAUACAAAGCCAUUGAAGAAAAGGUGAUGAAAGGUACAAAAAGAAAAACAAGAAAUGAAAAAGCAAAAGUCGAUUGGGUUGGCCUUUGUUAAGUCCAUGGUGGGAUGCUACUUAACG